GCCCCGCCGGGCCUGCCCCGCGCAGUCCCGGUCCCGGCGCCACAGCCGCCUGCCCGUCCGCUUCUUGCCCGGCCCGGGAUGACGGCGGCCCAGGCCGCGGGCGAGGAGGCCCCCCCAGGCGUGUGUUCCGUCAAGGUGGUCCUGGUGGGCGACGGCGGCUGCGGGAAGACGUCGCUGCUGACGGUCUUUGCUGAUGGGGCCUUCCCCGAGAGCUACACCCCCACGGUGUUUGAGCGGCACCUGAUCAGCCUGCAAGUGAAAGGCAAGACCGUGCACCUCCACAUCUGGGACACAGCAGGGCAAGAUGACUACGACCGCCUUCGGCCCCUGUUCUACCCUGACGCCAGCGUCCUGCUGCUCUGCUUCGAUGUCACCAGCCCGAACAGCUUUGACAACGUCUCUGCCCGGUGGUACCCAGAAGUGAAUCAUUUCUGCAAGAACGUGCCCAUCAUCGUCGUGGGCUGCAAGACUGACCUGCGCAAGGACAAAUCACUGGUGAACAAGCUCCGAAGAAAUGGGCUGGAGCCUGUGACCUACCACAGGGGCCAGGAGAUGGCGAGGUCCGUGGGCGCGGUGGCCUACCUUGAGUGCUCAGCUCGGCUCCAUGACAACGUCCACGCCGUCUUCCAGGAGGCGGCCAAUGUGGCUCUCAGCAGCCGCAGUCGCAACUUCUGGCGGCAGAUUACCCAGGGCUUUUGCGUGGUGACCUGAGCGGCGCCUGGCGUCCCAGCGGUGCGGGAAGGGGCUGGGCACUGACGUGCUGCUGAGCUGGCUGGGCUGGACCUGGUCCCCAGGCUGUGACCGCCGAACUGCACCGCAACAGACGAGUGCCAUCAAGGCCAGGCCUUGGGAGUCCUGGCCUGAGAAAGGGCGUUCCUGGGCCCACCUGCCCUGUGGAGGGCUCGCCCUGUGGUGCCUGGGAAUCACUCCCUGACCCGGGUACCAGCUCCCGAUCAACAUCCUGGAGCUGCCUGUGCAGGCUGAUGCCCCCUCGUGGCUGCUCCCAGGGCUGCAUCUGCCAGGACCUAGUGUUCUUAAGGAUCCUCCUGCCAGAACCCACACCUGGCCCCUUCCCACCUGUCAUGCUGGUAACUGUAACAACGAAAUUGACAUCACUU
Sapajus apella (tufted capuchin) is the source of this 1118-nucleotide messenger RNA. RefSeq names its product ras homolog family member D (gene RHOD). The transcript has 5 exons. Lineage: Eukaryota; Metazoa; Chordata; Mammalia; Primates; Cebidae. Gene Ontology annotation, biological process: small GTPase-mediated signal transduction; cell migration. The coding region runs from base 79 to 711 and encodes 210 amino acids. Gene Ontology annotation, molecular function: GTPase activity; GTP binding. The record is from RefSeq and is a predicted model, not a curated record.